AUGGCGCACAGUUACGAUGUUGGAACAAAGGCCUGGCAACCAGAUGCCACAGAAGGAUGGGUUGCUUCAGAGGUGACAUCGAAGACCAGUGAUGGGACUAAGGUCUCCCUGGUCUUCGCUCUCGCAAACGGAGAGACCAAGACGAUAGAAACGACCGAAGAUGCCCUUGCUUCAGAUGACCAGUCGAAGCUCCCACCUCUAAUGAACCCUACGAUGCUCGAAGCCAGCGACGAUUUAACCAACUUAUCUCAUCUCAAUGAGCCUGCUGUAUUGCAAGCUAUAAAGCUUCGGUACUCACAGAAGGAAAUAUACACAUACAGUGGGAUCGUUCUGAUCGCGACAAAUCCCUUUGCCAGAGUGGAUUCCCUAUAUGUCCCUGGUAUGGUGCAAGUUUAUGCAGGCAAGCAGAGGGCUACGCAAGCCCCCCAUCUCUUCGCUAUUGCAGAAGAAGCCUUCGCUGAUAUGCUACGGAGCGGUAAGAACCAAACGGUUGUGGUCUCUGGAGAAUCUGGUGCCGGAAAGACAGUCAGUGCGAAAUACAUUAUGAGAUAUUUCGCAACAAGAGAAUCGCCGGACCAAACUGGGACUCGGACGAAACGGGGAUCAGAUCAGAUGAGCGAAACGGAGGAGCAAAUUCUGGCAACGAAUCCCAUCAUGGAAUCUUUCGGUAAUGCAAAGACGACACGAAACGACAAUUCUUCACGAUUUGGAAAAUAUAUUGAAAUUAUGUUUGAUGAGAAAACCCAGAUUAUUGGCGCUAAGAUCCGGGUCUAUCUCCUGGAACGUUCAAGACUGGUUUUCCAGCCGCUGAAAGAGCGGAAUUACCACAUUUUCUACCAGUUAUGUGCAGGUGUCACAGAUGAGGAACGUCAGGCACUUAAACUUUUACCCGUAGAACAGUUCGAUUAUCUGAAUCAGGGUAGCGCACCGGUCAUUAGCGGAGUCGACGAUAAGAAGGAAUUCGAAGACUUGAAGAAGGCUUUCCAAGUUAUUGGCGUCGACAAGGAUCAACAAUCCGAGAUAUGGAAGCUGCUUGCUGCACUUCUGCACCUUGGGAAUGUGAAGAUAACCGCUUCACGUACGGAUUCAAGCUUGUCAGAUACAGAACCAUCGUUGCUGAAAGCAGCUGCCAUUCUUGGUGUCGACCCCAGCGAGUUUGCGAAGUGGACAGUCAAAAAACAAUUGAUCACAAGAGGGGAGAAAAUCACAUCGAAUCUCACACAACAGCAAGCUAUUGUCGUAAGGGACUCUGUGGCUAAAUUCGUCUACUCGAGUCUUUUCGACUGGUUGGUAGAAAACAUUAACAAAGCUCUUGCUACGACUGAGGUACUGUCAAAAGUCAAAUCAUUUAUCGGUGUUCUGGAUAUCUACGGGUUCGAACAUUUCGCCAAGAACUCUUUCGAACAAUUCUGUAUCAACUAUGCGAACGAGAAGCUGCAGCAGGAAUUCAACGCACACGUCUUCAAGUUGGAACAAGAAGAAUAUUUGAAGGAGCAGAUCGACUGGACGUUCAUCGACUUUUCAGACAAUCAACCUUGUAUCGAUCUGAUAGAAGGCAAGCUUGGUAUUCUGUCCUUACUCGACGAAGAAUCAAGGUUGCCCAUGGGUUCUGAUGAGCAAUUUGUCACCAAGCUGCACCAUAAUUAUGCCGCUGACAAGAACAAGUUUUACAAGAAGCCAAGAUUCGGGAAAUCAUCCUUCACUGUAUGCCAUUAUGCUAUCGAUGUUACUUACGAGUCGGAUGGAUUCAUUGACAAGAAUCGUGACACUGUUCCAGACGAACAUAUGGCAGUACUGAAAGCCUCAUCAAAUAAGUUUUUGGGACAGGUGUUGGAUGCUGCAUCAGCCGUCCGUGAAAAAGACUCUGCCUCCGCGUCUUCCAACGCAGUCAAACCUGCCGCCGGACGAAGGAUCGGAGUCGCUGUGAAUAGGAAGCCAACUCUUGGAGGUAUAUUCAAAUCAUCUCUCAUUGAGCUGAUGCACACGAUCAACGGGACCGAUGUUCAUUACAUUCGUUGUAUCAAACCUAACGAGAGCAAGGAGUCAUGGGUCUUCGAGGGUCCUAUGGUCUUGAGUCAGUUGCGAGCCUGUGGUGUUUUAGAAACUGUCAGAAUCAGUUGCGCUGGUUACCCUACCAGAUGGACGUACGAAGAAUUUGCGCUUCGAUACUACAUGCUAACCCCAUCGUCAGCCUGGACGUCAGAGAUUCGUGACAUGGCUAACAAGAUUCUCGUCAAAGCACUUGGAACCAGCAACGGACAAGGGCUGGACAAGUAUCAACUUGGUUUAACCAAGAUCUUCUUCCGAGCUGGUAUGCUUGCCUUCUUGGAAAACCUCCGAACAAACCGCCUGAACGAUUGCGCGAUUAUGAUACAGAAAAACCUGAAAGCUAAAUAUUACCGCCGCAAAUACCUGGAAGCUCGUGCCGCUAUUUUGAGCGUGCAAACCUUUGCGAGAGCUCACAUUGCUCGCAAGCGUGCUCAAGAAACCAGAACAAUCAAAGCUGCCACGACAAUCCAAAGAGUUUGGCGCGGCCAGAAGCAAAGAAAGGCGUUUCUUAUCAUCCGCAACAAUGUUAUUCUUGCGCAAGCAGCUGCCAAGGGUUUCUUACGGCGUCGUCAAAUCAUGGACACUCGUCUUGGAAAUGCUGCUGUUUUAAUCCAAAGAGUUUGGAGAUCAAGGAGACAAAUGAAGAGCUGGAGACAAUACAGACGGAAGGUCGUCAUCAUUCAAAGUUUGUGGAGAGGUAGACAAGCCAGACGUGGAUACAAGAAAGUCAGAGAAGAAGCACGUGAUCUCAAGCAAAUAUCCUACAAAUUGGAAAACAAGGUCGUGGAACUUACACAGUCUUUGGGCACAAUGAAGAGAGAGAACAAGGCGUUAGUAAACCAGGUCGAGAACUACGAGAACCAGAUCAAGUCCUGGAAGAACCGGCAUAACGCUUUGGAGACUCGAUCCAAGGAACUGCAAGGAGAGGCUAAUCAAGCGGGUAUCACUGCCGCCCGUCUAUCGGCAAUGGAGGACGAAAUGAAGAAAUUACAGGUCAACUUCGACGAGUCUGCUGCCAAUAUCAAACGUCUGCAGGAAGAGGAGAAGGAACUUCGUGAGACCUUGAGAAAAUCCACAGAGGAGCUUGAAAGCACCAAGCAAGCAAGUGCUGAGUCAGAGACGGAGAAAAACAACCUCCGGCAACAACUUUUGGAUCUACAAGACCAGCUUGAAGCCGCUAAGCGUGCUGUGCCCAUUAUGCCGAUUAAUGGUGAGCUUACGAACGGUACUGCAGCUCAACUUCCCUCCAACGGUCUUAUCAACUUGGUCUCCUCCAAGAAGCCUAAAAGACGCAGUGCUGGGGCAGAACCUCUGGAUAACAGAUACAGUGCUGCGUACAACCCACGUCCAGUAUCUAUGGCUGUCACCGGAAGCAAUCUUAACCGCCAAGCUCUUCCUGGUUCCUCUUUCAUCCAAGGUGUUGACAAUGUGGAACAUGAGCUUGAAAACUUGCUCAAUGAUGAGGAUGGUUUGAAUGAGGAAGUCACUCUUGGCUUGAUUAAGAAUCUGAAGAUUCCACCACCUACUACUACCCCUCCACCGACUGACAAAGAGGUUCUUUUCCCAUCCUACCUUAUCAACUUGGUUACCUCCGAGAUGUGGAAUAAUGGAUUUGUCAAAGAGUCGGAACGUUUCCUUGCAAAUGUUAUGCAGUCGAUUCAACACGAGGUCAUGCAACAUGACGGGGAAGAGGCGGUUAACCCUGGCGCCUUCUGGCUGUCCAACGUCCAUGAGAUGCUUUCAUUCGUCUUCCUGGCUGAGGAUUGGUACGAAGCACAAAAGACUGACAACUUUGAGUACGAUCGUUUGCUUGAAAUCGUCAAGCACGAUCUGGAGAGUCUUGAGUUCAACAUUUACCAUACAUGGAUGAAGGUUCUCAAGAAGAAGUUGUCAAAGAUGAUCAUUCCUGCAAUCAUCGAAUCACAGUCCCUUCCCGGUUUCGUUACCAACGAAAGUAACAGAUUUCUUGGCAAACUUCUUCAGACAAAUUCUGCCCCAGCUUUCAGCAUGGACAAUCUGCUGAGCUUACUCAACAACGUCUUCAAAGCCAUGAAGGCCUACUACCUAGAGGAUUCGAUCAUCACCCAGACAGUAACCGAGUUGCUUAGAUUGGUUGGCGUCACUGCCUUCAACGACCUACUCAUGCGCAGGAACUUCCUUUCAUGGAAGCGUGGUCUUCAAAUUAAUUAUAACAUCACUCGAAUUGAAGAGUGGUGUAAGAGCCACGAUAUGCCUGAAGGUACUUUGCAACUGGAGCAUCUCAUGCAAGCCACCAAGCUGUUGCAGUUGAAAAAAGCCACCCUAAAUGAUAUCGAGAUCAUUCAAGAUAUCUGCUGGAUGCUUUCCCCAAAUCAAAUUCAGAAACUGUUGAAUCAAUACCUUGUUGCUGAUUAUGAGCAACCUAUCAACGGUGAGAUCAUGAAAGCUGUAGCUUCCAGGGUAACAGAGAAGGGCGACGUCUUACUUCUCACUGCUGUUGAUAUGGACGACAGUGGACCAUAUGAAAUUGCUGAGCCUCGUGUCAUUACCGCACUGGAGACAUACACUCCAUCUUGGCUUCAAACGCCACGUUUGAAACGUCUCGCUGAGAUUGUUUCCGCCCAAGCUAUUGCCCAACAAGAGAAGGGGGAUUACUUAUUAGACGAAGCGAAUGAGAUGACCGACGACGAAAUGAAUGAGGAGAAAGCACUCUAUUAA
Molecule: messenger RNA, 4746 nt
Organism: Glarea lozoyensis ATCC 20868
Lineage: Eukaryota; Fungi; Ascomycota; Leotiomycetes; Helotiales; Helotiaceae
Product: P-loop containing nucleoside triphosphate hydrolase
Exons: 6
Coding region: 1-4746 (1581 amino acids)
Biological process (GO): vesicle transport along actin filament; actin filament organization
Cellular component (GO): actin cytoskeleton; cytoplasm; vesicle
Molecular function (GO): ATP binding; actin filament binding; microfilament motor activity
Source: RefSeq, a predicted model, not a curated record